Amoebophrya sp. A25 is the source of this 5094-nucleotide messenger RNA. Lineage: Eukaryota; Dinophyceae; Syndiniales; Amoebophryaceae. The record is from the annotation of a GenBank genome assembly.
CUCGAAGCAAAUACAUCAGGGUGAAGAAGGCAGCUCUUCAAUUAGUCCGUGUAUGAUGAUGUAUUCUUAUAUCGUAAUUCAUUUCUUUGACAAUUUUGAAAUGGAGAUGAAGAUUCUCUCAAAAUAAAUCACUCUUGUUCAUUCGCAUUCUGAUGUAAGUAGUCGGAUAAACACAAACACUUUGACGAAAAAGAACCGUCAUCUAUCAACGAACGGAAAAAAGAUGUCGGCAGCCGCCUCGAGAGCAGGAGCUCCUGCUUUCGGCUCUGCUUUGCCUGGCUCUGGUCUUGGCAGGGGAACGAAGUUAAAGCCAGGGAGCAAAACACAUCUAGAUCUUCUAGGCAGACUUGGAGGAGAUGUGGGCACUCUCAGCAGUCCCAUUUUCUGUACGAUUGUCAUAGGGUUCUUCCUCUUUGUCCUCUGCCUGCCCGCUAAGAAACGGACGAAGCUACUGCGGAAGUUAUGUCUUGAUGUCACAGAUUUUUGCUUAUAAGUUUUGAAUGUGAGGAAAUCCUAGAGUCAAUGUCAAUCUCUACUCAUCACCCAUCUCAUCGUCCCACCUCCACCGCACCUCUUCGACUCCUAACAAAAAUCGAAUAUGCAGUCUUCUGGCCAACCGCUCAAGGUCUCCGACUGCUGGCUUGUGUCGUGCACAAGGUGAUGAUUACGGCUAGCGAUUGGGAUUUUCGGAUAUCAGUGCCUAUAGGCAAGAAGCACUGGAAAAAAGUUGCUGUUGUAGACCCGAACUUUCCGAUUCAAAUCGAAUUUCGAUUAGAAGAAAGGAAGCUGUCCGGAUCCGGAAAGAGUGAGCCUGUUGUAGCCGAUGGGAUCAUGCAGAAAUGGGCUGGUGCUUCUGCACCUAUUUCAUCAUCUGGGACCAAUGAAAGUUGUAGCUGCACUACUAGCAGCACUCUUGCAUUCACCUCCAAUGGACCAGCAAAACCGCAACCCGUCCAACUACAACAAUGUACAACGCUGCUCUAUACCGAGCGUGAAGCUUCUUUCAGUGGUAGUCGACAAGGAACACAGAGCCUACACGUUUUGCAGAAAAUAGUCAAAGGGUCUAGUCUGUGGGACCUGGCGUGCGACGUGCUGUAUCGAACAGUACAGGGCGGCUCUGGCAUGCAUGCGACCAACGCGAGGCCAUUUUACAAGUUUCUUGAGAAAUACAGAUUAUGGCGAAAAUAAGAUGCAAAGUAGGGUUUUUUAGAUGAAGUUCAGCUUCUUUAAUAUACUGUGCUGGGGAGUUCCAAGAAAUUCUUCAUCUCGCGUUCAUUGUGGUUAGCUUGAUAGCGCUCCUCGUUGUAGCAAGGUCUGGAUUCACCCUUUAUUUUAGCGGCGGUCCCAUUCUUAAUCCAUCACGCUCACUAUCCAUCUUCAUUUCUCGCUCUGGCGCCACAACUCGACUACCUUUUCGAUGCCUCUGCGACGCUCUUUGGUCGCGGCAUGACCCAUAAGGCACCAGCACACUGCUACAAAGCGAAUGCGGACGCAGAUCAUGAGUCGAAAGGUAACUCUAGUAGAUCAAUGAUGUCUCGAGAUUGAGAAAAUGUCUUGAAAAAAUCAGUACUUAACCUUGUUCAGGCCUUUUUAGUCCUCGACCAUUGAAAGCUUUUGUUUUGCUCAUCUUCAUCUCAUUUGCCCAACUUUUCCUCAGAGCUCGAAUACGUGGAAACCCCUUUGGACUUCUACAACUUGCUCAAACCCUUCCUCAAGAGCACGUUGUCGUUUUCUGACGUCGAGCGGUUAUUUCGCAUUUGCAGACUGCACGCGAUUGAUAUAUCUAGUCCUUUAGGCGGUAGUGCCAGCUGUAGCACCUUGAGCACUCCAGCAAGCGCAGGUGGAGGAGGCGUCAGCAAUCGCGUCAUCGGCCUGUUCGAUCUCAUGGCGUAUGUUCCGCACGUCGACCACGGCGCAACGUGCUUUCUAAGUUUGCAUGGAGACUCGCUUAGUUUGUAUGCCUAUAACAGUGUUGAUGCGCUCGACGGCAAAGACGAAAAUGGGGCACAAAGAGAAACUGAAAGUUUAGUGUGGCGAAAAGUGACUGUGAAUCGGUUGACGUUGGAGAACAGUAUGGUCUCAGAACCGCGGCGUCGAUUCCUCAAGCGCGAAAUGGGAUCGAUAUUAUGAAUCCAUAUUUUUUCAUGUUGAUGAUCAUGAUACUCGCUUCCCUAUCUAAUAGUUCGACGCUUCCAGCAAAGAAAUGUCUCACUCCACCAAUUUCAAUUUCUUACAAUGCAAACUCAUCGCCUUACAAACAUAGCUCCUGUCUGACUGCUCUAAUCACCGAGGUCUACAACUCCGCAACGAGUUCAACCAGCGACCGUGCUGCCCAGCACGAGGCGGUUGAGUCAAGUAAGGAGCUACUAGAGACGCUCAAAGGAAGCUACAAGGAGUCCAACAUUGCUCGUCGGAUUGAUAGAGAUACUCCAGAUACGACGAGGCCCGAUGAAGGGCGUGAUGUGGAUGACGAAGAAACGUCCGCAGCAAAACUUCAACUAGCACUACAACAUAGUGAUUGUGAACUUUCACGCAGCGAGGAGGAGCGCUUUCUACAUGCAUAUAACAACAAAAUGUGGGACUCGUUCCGGGAUAUGGAACGUGCCUGGUGCGAUAACAUUUUCCCUCUUGUGCGCAAACGAUUUCCACACGGCACAGAACAGCUCGGAGCGUUGUACGAAUACCUUGCAGAGCUUUUGCUGGCAGCCGCUGAGAAUGAAGAUGUGGACGAAAUGGCUCCUGCUUUUUAUGAAAGGAUAAUAAAGAGUUCUGGUAUGAUCAUAGAAAAGCUCGAUUUCUAUUUUUGCACAAAAAAAAUUGGAUAAGUGAGAUAAAGGCUACGAAGGUUUCUACGAAGGUUUCCUGCUAAGCUAUAUAUUUUAUUCGCACAUGCAGAUACUGUUUUCAGUUUUUUUUUGGUUUUGAGCCUUCUUACACAAUUUUCAGUUUUUUUGACCUGGGCAGAAAAAAGAAUCAAAUUGCUCUGUCAUUUCAUGUGAAGUGAUUUCCUGUUCACAUGGAAACGAAUUCAUUGAAAAUGAGACAAAAUCAAAAAUUCUUGAAUUUUGACUUUGAAUUUUCAAUUUUGAAGUGAAUUCACAGAAUUUUGGAUUUUAUCUCGUUUUGAAUGAAUUUAUUUCCAGGCGAGCAGGAAAUAUCUCCAAAAGAAAUGGAGUCCUUUUUUCCAAGGAUGCAAGCAAUAUUUCGUUUUUGAUUUGUUUCAGCAUCCAACUCCAUAUUAGUGAUGUCGUGAUUUUUUAGAUCAUCUAUUUCAAAUUAACGGCUUUUUUGAUAAGAGAUUUUUUCACUUCAACAUUCUUUAGAUGAUCCAUUCCAGAAGAUAUGCUGUUAAUGUGGAGUUUUGAAGCCAAUAUUUGAUCCAUAUAUUUUAGAAUCGUGUAAGUGCAGUAAAUGAAGUCCACUUGAUGUCAUUUAUUUUCUUUCAUUCUGAUCCUCAUUGUUUCCAUCUAAGAAUAUUAGAGUAAAAUUUUACGACAAACAACAUCUCCAUUUCAUGCAUCAACUCCGGUCGCUUAUCCCUCUUUCUAAUAACCAAGUCUGGACCAGGCAGACAGUCGACGUGUUAUAGAGGAGAGGCUUCCAUGCUGCAAUCUAGCAAAACAGUAUGUGAAGAUGGCCUUUGUCGAGCGGUUUCGUUAUUUCGGUGCAUCGCAUCCGUUUACCAAGCGAGCGCAUCGUCGACAGCAGAAGAUGUUCCUUGUGUUGAAAGAAAAGAAUCGCGAGUUUCUACGGAGCUGUAGGGAACAAGGAGCAGAUACGCAGCGGGACAGGAAGACUAGUGAAGCCGUCCAGGAAGAGCACACUUCGAGGCAGGACGAAGAAAACGAAGACGCCAGAGAACGAACCCAACAAGCUGGAAGUUCUUCCCGUCAGAACGAGAACAAAGAGGAGACAAAAACAUCAUCGUCACCUUCGUCGGCUGACAAGGGAUCUCGUCCAAGUUCCAAGGUCAGCAGUAGCUGGAAUUUAGUUUCCGACGUUGACAGCUGCCAAGCAGAUGGGUCUUCACAUAGCACGAAUACGUCCAAGAAUACAAGAACUAAUACAGUUGAAGAAAAAGAAUCUUCAGAAAGCACGAUUUUUACGGCGAGACCGGGAGCUGCUCCUCCAACCCGUGGUUUGAGCAACGCACAGAGGAAAAUUAUGGCUGGAAUUGUCAUGGUUGUAGCUUAUAUUGUUAAAACACGACUUGGUCUUGGAUUUUUACCUAGAUAAAACCCCUACAAAAAAAAAUUUCUAAGAGAAGAAUCCGGCAAACCAAGGAGCAUCUCGUGGACCAACUGCAGGGUCUGGGAGAGCUUGUCGCUACCCUCAAUCAAGAAAAGAGGAAGUUAGCGACUCUCACUCAGCAGGUUGCUUCAAGUAUGAAUGGAGGUGCUGGUGCUGGAACCAUGGACUCGUUGUAUAACAAAUCAAAACCGCAGAUGGACAAGAAUAUGAUCAUGACAAAGCUUAACAAGCGAAAGAUGGCACCCUCAGCGAUAGAUACGUCGAAGGUGGCUCCUGGUAGUGCCACGACGAGUCCAGAGUCAGUCUGUUCGACGCAUGCCUCACCGAGUCCCUUCGACGAAGAUGGGGGUCCGCGGACUAGGCCGAUCGCAAGUAGUCUGGCGGGAUUCGCGGAGUUAGACUGAAGUAGAAGGUUCUGUUCAAAUCCUAGUAUGAAGUACUGAAUGUUGCGAGAGAAGAUUUCCUUAUUCUCGAAGUAGAUAGUUCUAAAUCAUAAUUAUCAUACCAAGUCUGAAGGCAAGUAGACUGGGGAGGAAAACUGGGAGUAAAGAUUUUUCAUGUGUACAUUCACGAGAGUCAGAAAAGAAAGGAGACACUACAGUACACCUUCACCUUCCGUAUAUUAAUACGAAUUUAACCUCUACUUCUAUCUCUAUGUUUUUGCUGCAUGAAUUCGUUGUUGUACUAACCAAAAAUAACAUGACCAACGUGUUCGCUUUCAUGCCGAUGUCCAUAAUGUUUUAGCGCUUUCAAAGACUCGUGGUCCUAUGAUAUUGUCCUAUUUCCAGCACAUAGUGCUUUCGAAGACUCGUGGUCCUAUACUAUUUCUACAACCUUCAAGAU